This is a messenger RNA of Hyaena hyaena (striped hyena), 3559 nucleotides long. RefSeq names its product HPS1 biogenesis of lysosomal organelles complex 3 subunit 1 (gene HPS1). NCBI's taxonomy places the organism in Eukaryota, Metazoa, Chordata, Mammalia, Carnivora, Hyaenidae. Gene Ontology annotation, biological process: melanosome assembly; vesicle-mediated transport. The record is from RefSeq and is a predicted model, not a curated record. Gene Ontology annotation, cellular component: BLOC-3 complex. Gene Ontology annotation, molecular function: guanyl-nucleotide exchange factor activity. The transcript has 18 exons. The coding region runs from base 923 to 3079 and encodes 718 amino acids.
AGCGCGAUCACGUCCAUGUGGCGCGCUGAGGCACAGGAGAAGAUGCUAGGCCCCUGCCUGGGGUUUUCUCAGCUGCCGGCAGCUGGCCUGAGAGCCCUGGCCUCACCAGGCGCGGUCAGGCUGCCCCAAGUGUUGAGAGGAUGCAUGUCUUGCUGCGCCCCAGGAAUGAAAGGCACGAUAUGGGAAGCUCUGGAGUAAGGAUUUCCUCGUUGAUGAAUAAUGAAACACAUUUUGUCUAAUCAGGCAUUAAAACGUGCAGCACAGAGGGUGCGUUUGUGGGUGGUGGGGAAGGCGUUUUGGAAGAGCCAGAGGUGAUGGGGCAUGAGGCUGAGGAAGCGGCAGCCACGCAGCUGUGAGAAUGAACAAUGGACAAGGUUAGGCAGCCUCUGUUUCUACUUAGAGCAGAAACAACUUGUUAGUAAAAUGAUGUAAUGCUGAGUCCACCCCUCGAGGUCUUUGAAGCUUGUCUUCUGGAAGGGUGUUUGCCUCGGGGUAUUUCUGAAUUGCCUGAAGGGAGGUGCAUUAGCCUCCCUGCAUUCUAGACCGGGCACUGACUGUCUGCCAUGAGCCAUGAUUCUGCCUUCCUCUCCUGUACAGUCGGUUCUAUGUCAGGUCAAGAGCUGGGUCCUUGCUUACGUUUGGUGCAGGUAGGCCCGUGGUAAGUCUGACGUUCUGGUCUGAGGGGCUGGAAAACACAGAAGCAAGAGCCCCAGCCUUAGGCUGGAUUUAAAUCCCAGUGCUCUGCCACGCCAAGCGGUGCUACGUCCUGCUGUCAAAAAUGGGAAUAACUCAAGAUGCCUACCUCAUCAGGCUGUGGUGAGGGUCUGACGAAAUAAUGCCAGGAAGGCCCCCGUAGUUGUGCUGGCUCAGUAGGUAUCUGCUGGGAUUGCGACCCUCUUCGUUACUCAGGCUGAGCUUGUGGAUGAAGGAGCUGGGAGGUGACCCUGACCUUGCUUCUCCCUGGCAGAUGAAGUGUGUUUUGGUGGCCACAGAAGGUGCAGAGGUCCUCUUUUACUGGAUGGAUGAGGAAUUUGAAGAGAGUCUGAGGCUGAAGUUCAGGCAGCUGGAGAAUGAGGGAGAAGAGCUUCCCGCCCUGGAGGACCAGCUUAGCACCCUGCUGGCCCCAGUGAUCAUCUCCUCCAUGACGAUGCUGGAGAAGCUCUCAGAUACAUACACCUGCUUCUCGACGGAAAAUGGCAGCUACCUGUAUGUCCUUCACCUGUUUGGAGAAUGCCUGUUCUUUGCCAUCAACGGAGACCACACGGAAAGCGAGGGCGACCUGCGGCAGAAGCUGUGUGUGCUCAAGUACCUGUUUGAGGUGCACUUCGGGCUGGUCACUGUGGAUGGCCAGCUCAUCCGAAAGGAGCUGCGGCCCCCAGACGUUGAGCGGCGCAUGCAAGUGUGGCAGCACUUCCAGAGCCUGCUGCGGACCUACGGCCGCCUGCGGGAGCAGGAGCAGUGCUUUGCUGUGGAGGCUGUGGAGCGGCUGAUUCACCCCCAUCUCUGUGAGCUGUGCAUCGAGGCCCUGGAGCGGCACGUCAUCCAGGCUGUCAACUCCAGCCCCGAGAGGGCCGGCGAGGAGGCCCUGCAUGCCUUCCUGCUCGUGCACUGCAAGCUGCUGGCUUUCUACUCCAGCCCCAGUGCCAGCUCCCUGCGGCCAGCCAACCUCCUCGCCCUCAUUCUUCUGGUUCAGGACCUCUACCCCAGUGAGAGCACGGCGGAGGAUGACGACCCUCAGCCUUGUCCACGGAGGCCCCGGAGCAGCCAGAACAUCCCUGUGCAGCAGGCCUGCAGCCCUGGUUCCCCAGCGCCCACCAGGAGGAGUUCCACGGCAACCGACACCGACAGCUUCUCCCUCCCUGAGGAGUACUUCACACCGGCCCCUUCCCCUGGAGAGCAGAGCUCAGGCAGCACUGUGUGGCUGGAUGGAGGCACCCCACCCACCGAUGAGCCCCAGAUCCAGAUCGCUGAAGACAGCCUCCAGACCCUGGUCCCUCACUCCCCAGUCCCUUCCAGCCCCAGAAGGAUUUUCCUGGAUGCCGGCGUGAAGGAGAGCUACUGCCCCAUGGUGCCCCACACCAUGUACUGCCUGCCCCUGUGGCCGGGCAUCAACAUGGUGCUCCUGACCAAGUGCCCCAGCACCCCCCUGGCCCUGGUCCUGUACCAGCUGCUGGAUGGGUUUUCCCUCCUGGAGAAGAGGCUGAAGGAGGGACAGGAGGCCGGGAGCACCCUGCGGUCCCACCCCCUCAUGGGGGACCUGCGCCAGAGGAUGGACAAGUUUGUCAAGAAUCGCGGGGGGCAAGAGAUUCAGAGCACCUGGCUGGAGUUCAAGAGCAAGGCCUUCUCCAGGAGCGACCCCGGAUCGUCCUGGGAGCUGCUUCAGGCGUGUGGCAAGGUGAAACGGCAGCUUUGCGCCAUCUACCGUCUCAGCUUCCUGACGUCAGCUCCAGACCGGGGAGGCCCGCAUCUGCCCCGGCAGCUGCAGGACCAGGUCCAGACACUCAUGCAAGAGAAGCUGACGGACUGGAAGGACUUUCUGCUGGUGAAGAGCAGGAGGAACGUCACCAUGGUGUCCUACCUAGAAGACUUCCCAGGCUUGGUGCAUUUCAUCUAUGUGGACCGCACGACCGGCCAGAUGGUGGCCCCUUCCCUCAGCAGCAGUAAAAGGACUUCAUCGGAGCUGGGCCGGGGGCCGCUGGCCGCCUUCAUCCGAACCAAGGUCUGGUCUCUGAUCCGCCUGGCACGCAGAUACCUGCAGAAAGGCUACACCACGCUGCUCUUCCGAGAGGGAGAUUUCUGCUGCUCCUACUUCCUGUGGUUCGAGAACGAGAUGGGGUACAAACUCCAGAUAAUAGAAGUGCCCGUCCUCUCGGAUGACUCGGCCUCCGUCGGCGUGCUGGGAGGAGACUACUACAGGAAGCUCCUGCGCUACUAUAGCAAGGGCCAUCCCGCUGAGGCGGUCAAGUGCCACGAGCUGCUGGCCCUCCACCUGUCGGUCAUCCCCACAGACGUGCUGGUGCAGCAGGCCGGCGAGCUGGCCCGGCGCCUGUGGGAGACCUCCCGCGUCCCCUUGCUCUAGGCCAGGCCGCAGCGCUCUGGUGCAGUCUGUGUGUGCACCCGGUCCCCUCGCAUAGCACUCACCUAGGACAGUCCCCGGAGUCUCUUAAAUCCCUCUCCCCUCCAGGGUAACAAACCCCCAAAUCAUCGUCUCUGGAGGAGGAGAGAGGACAGAGAGGGUCCCUUGGUCUCCUUAAAACAGUAGUGGCUGCGAGGUUAGAACUGUCUACCCCCAGGAGACAGGAAGUCCCCAGUGCCUACGGGUGUCUGAAGACGCCCCCUCAUACUGUCGGAAUGGAUAAAGAGCUUCCUCAGGAAGUCGUUUCCUUCCCCACAUGAAAGGUGCCGCCUCAGCCUGGCUGCCAUUCCCACUGCCCCUUCCUCCCUGCAGCCCUGGGCAGGUUUCCUCCACCAACAGCCCCUGCCUCUCAGGGCAGCUGUGAGGGCUGCGGGACACGCAGCGGGUGCUCAAUAAAUGCUGGUGGUGGCGGUUCAAGCCAAA